Molecule: messenger RNA, 819 nt
Organism: Ostertagia ostertagi
Lineage: Eukaryota; Metazoa; Nematoda; Chromadorea; Rhabditida; Trichostrongylidae
Source: the annotation of a GenBank genome assembly
AUGGAAGCAGAUGGGUAUCCAGAAUACCGACGACCAAACGAUGGGAAGGACGAUCGUCUUCUGGCAGCACAACGCUCGAUAACAGAUCUGUGGUUCCAUAUAAUAAGUAUCUGGCACUUCGCUAUAAUGGCCAUCCUCAAUUAUAAUACAUGUAGAAAUCUGUGUACGAAGGUCAAGAUAGAGCAGCUCUUUAUAUGGGGUGAAGAAGGACCAGAUAAUGAGAUCGACGCAAAUAUAAAUGCAGGUUACGUGUGUGCGCCGGAGUCUGCACAUAGAAUACUAGGAUUCGACCUGCAGUCAAAAUCAGACACUGUCUACAGAUUACAAGUUCAUUUGCCAGAACACGAGAUUAGCGGUAGACAGCAAGAAGCUCUUCAUCAAGUCACCGAACGAGAUACAAUCCUUACAGCGUAUCACGAGUUGAAGCGGAGCAUGAGACAAUGUACGUACCGGAGGUUUCACCACAAGGCGAGACUUGUGCUCGAACCCUACUUUACGUCUAGCUGUCAGAAACACACUAGAAGAAAGUGGAACGGAAGAAGAAGGCAGGACCGUCACAUAGGAAGAGUAUACAGCAUACUCACUGGACGCAGAACGAUGCAGUCUGAGGCUCCUUUAUUUCAGCAGAAAAGGAGCCAAGUCAUUCGAUUACCUCAGAACUGUGAAUGGAACUUUCAAGGGGCAGCAGAAGCUCUCGGACCAAUGCAUUAUGAUUCGUACGACGAGAGCUGUCUAUGGAAGGCGACAGAGUUCCGAAUGCCGCGAGUCUUCGGUCCCUGUUUAGUAGUCGUCUAUGCUUCUGAUCCAGAACACCUCUGA